Messenger RNA from Aspergillus puulaauensis, 324 nucleotides. RefSeq lists its product as uncharacterized. NCBI's taxonomy places the organism in Eukaryota, Fungi, Ascomycota, Eurotiomycetes, Eurotiales, Aspergillaceae. The record is from RefSeq and is a predicted model, not a curated record. Bases 1 to 324 code for a protein of 107 amino acids. The transcript has a single exon.
AUGGACAACCCACCAGCAGCCCUCGGCCUCUCCCAUUCAAAUCCCCAGCUCUCAACCUCAACCACCCUCAGCACCCCCGCCGCAGCCCAACUGCAGUCCCAGAGCCAGCCGCAGCCGCCCACCAGCCAACAAAACCAACCCCAACCCAGCGACACCACGCAACAACCGCAGUCGCAAUCACAGGCCUAUCCGCACCAGAUAACCGGCGACGGCGGCCCGACCGCGACAGCACCGUUCCUGAAAGACUUCAGUCUCGUCGCUGAAGCCGCGAAACGGGCGCAGGUGGCCAUUGUGACGAGGGAUCUCGAGGGCGUUUCGUUAUAG